CGAUCACCCACAAUUCCGCGCGCAGAUCCGCUUUCCUUUCCGUGAGAGUUAAGAUGGCGGACCGGCGGCGACGGAGACGGCGCGCCUCUCAGGACAGCGAGGAGGAGGACGAGUCCGCGUCGGGCUCCGAGAGCGGGGGGUCGCUGCCCGGCGUCCGGAAGACUCGCGGAGAAGAGCCCGUGCCGGUGGAGUCGCCCGCGGAGCGCGUGAGCGCCAAGAGAGACGACGAGUCGGAGUGUGAAAGUGAAGAUGGUGUUGGUGAAGCGGUCUUAUCGGACUAUGACAGCGCUGAUCUGGAGGAGAACGGGUCGCACACGGAGGGAGGAGAGGAGGAGGAGGGAGAGCAUUUCAGUGAUGAAGAGGCCUCACGUCCUGCCGCAGAGCCGAAGCCCAGUGCAGACGCCCCGACAGAAGAGCUUGGUGAAGAGGAGGAGAGAGAUGGAGUGGUCAAGGAAGUUAAAUCUGAUGAGAAGGGCAAUCUAGCCGGGGAGCGACAGAGUGGGGACGGACAGGAAAGCACAGAGGACCCUGAGAAUAAAUCAGGCAGCAAAGGCGAGAAGCUUGAUGAUGAUGAGGACAGGAAGAAUCCUGCCUACAUCCCCCGAAAAGGUCUUUUCUUUGAGCAUGACGUGAGAGGCCAGGCUACAGAGGAGGAGAGGCCAAAAGGCAGGCACAGGAGGCUGUGGAAGGACGAGGGCCGAUGGGAACACGACAAGUUCCGCGAAGAGGAGCAGGCCCCAAAAUCGCGCGACGAGCUAAUUGCUUUAUAUGGUUAUGACAUCCGCAAUGGCACAGGGGCAAGUGACGGGCGAUCGUACCGCCCUCGAAAACCCAGAUAUGCUGGUUCACCCAGUCGGGAGCCGAGGCGUCACCGUGACGGUGAAAAGUCAGUUCGUACAACAUGGCAGGCGCCUCCACCUGGCCACCGCAACACCCCUCAGAUGGUUCCCCUACAGUCAGGCACACCUCCUGCUCCCCCUGUAGCACCCAAACCCUCUGGCCGACCCUCGACUCAGCCUCCACAGCGCAGCUUCCAAAGCAGUCGCUUCUCGUCGGCCCCCCACAGGACAGAAGGGCAGAGACACUCGAAGCCCAGUCUAGACGGCCCGCCACCCCGAGGAGUGCAGCCACAGCUUGUAGAGGGCGAGAGGGGCCCGAGGCUCAGGGGCCGAGGCUCACAUGCUGUUCACGCCGAGCGUAGCCCAGCCGUGGUGGUGGAGGACGUCCGCAGUGAGGAAGAUGAGGAGGAGGGCGAGAUUCCAACAGCUACAACUACAUACACCGCUCACCACUACAGGACUGAGAGAGAGAGGGUCCCGGCUCCACGGAAACAAGAGUCUGGCCCAGCGAUGGAAGGGGGCAGUGCAGCCGGUCCGGUGCGAGAAUCGUCUCCUCCUCAAGAGAGGCCGGUGGAAAAGAAGUCGUACUCUCUUGCGCGGAGGGCGACGCGAACGCGACCAUCUGAUCUCAGUAAGCAGGCGUCAUUAGAUGAGUCUUCGCCCGUGGUCCAGCAAGCCCCAGCGGCAGCAAAGAGCGAGUCGUGGCAAGAGCAGAGCGAUGCUGGAACACAAGCUGGACUGACAGGCCUCGACCAGGACCUGGCCCGACUCAGCCUGGCGGGGCAAAACUGGGCCCAAAGCCCACCCUCCUACCUGCAGGCUGAGAUGAGAGGCAUUCGUAGCUCCAUGCACAUGACAGGAGGCCCUCCGCAGUAUGGAAACAUGGAGGAUAUGCAGGGUGUUGGCGGUGGCCGGGCUAAGCGCUAUUCAUCACAGCGCCAGAGGGCAGUUCCCGAGCCUGCACCCAUGCACAUUGGAGUCAUGGAGGGCCAUUAUUAUGAACCCAUGUCUUUCCAGGGACCAAUCUACGCGCACGGGGAAAGCCCAGCAGCCCUGCCCCCUCAAGGCAUGCUGGUUCAGCCUGAGAUGCACCUGCCACACCCCACUCACCCCGGACACCCAGGCUUGCACCCGCACCAGUCAGGAGGUCCCAUGCCCAAUCCAGCUCUUUACGCCGCCCCACCUGUUUCUAUAUCACCUGGGCAACCGCCUCCACAGCAGCUGCUGCCCCCACCCUUCUACCCCCCUCCAGGUGUGAUGACCUUUGGGAACACCAACUACCCGUACCCUGCCGGAGCUACGCUACCUCCAAUGUACCCCAACCCCCAGGCACAGGCACAGGUACAGGUCUACGGUGGUGUGACCUACUACGACACGGUACAGCAGCAAGCUCUGCCCAAACGCUCCCCGCCCCGACGCUCCUCUCAUCCCGUUACAGUCAGACCUCCCCCUCCUGAGGACCAGAGCAGAAAGGCCGCUGAGGAGAUUCACUCCUAGCUGACGGAGGACGAGGAGGCCGCCGCUUGUCAGGACCAGCACCGCUUCUGUAUAAAUUCAAUUCCCCAUUUAGGUUGUACUACCGUUUGUGUAUUUGUUACGCCUUGCUUCGGUUCACUCUCUUCAUCCAAAGUUCUGUUUGGGGGUUGCUCCCUAUCUUUUGUAUUUCCAUUCAAAACCAGUGAAGUGUUUUUCCAUUAUCUGCUGAUCGGCUAUGAGUUAAAUGUGCGGUCUUACACAGCGAGCGGUUUUAGUUUUCACUGAGCAACUCCUGCAUCGCUGUCUCUAAUAGACGAGAAGUCAACAUGCACAAGACUGCUGGACUUUUGAAUCGAGUUUGUUUUAAAUCUCCUUGUACUCUGUUGGGCAGAUAAAUGUUUUUACUGAGAAGGAGAAAAGCACUAAGACAAACUAGUGUGUGAAAGAUGGACCUGCAUUAUUAAUUCUGGACUUACGGUUCAAAUAUAGUCUCAAAUCAGUGUCAUGCUUCAAAUAGAGCUGUCAGACCAGCAGACGGUUAUGAAGUUAAUGGUAAUGAAAUCCAAGACCUUUUUUUUGGUCCAAAUUAAGGCUCUUUUAGCAUGUUUUCUUUUCCGUUUAAGAGAGCUGUGCUAUUCUGACUGCUGAACCUGCUGUGAUGGUGCUAGUCCCAUUUCAGACUGAUCAAUCCUCCUCCCUCCGUCUGUCCCUUGUAUCUUUGGACAUUGUACUGUGUUGAAUUCAAUACUGUAAUUCUAUCGAAGCAAACCGUUAACCUUGCCCGAUACUGACCUACUUGACCGUGCGACUCGCUUGAUUAGCUUUCUAUUGUAAGUGUACAUAUUAAAGUAUAUUGAAGCCAGUGGUUUAACAAAUAAUACUAAGAAAUAGUCAUUUAUGAAGUGCUGUCAGUAUGAACAAAGUCAGCAGGGAACCUAGCUUAGGCCUGUCUUUCAUUUUUUUACAUUUCAUUUCUAAAAUUAAUUUGCAGUUAAUCAAUUUUUUUCCUUUUUAUAAAUAGUAAUAUGGUUGCAAUAGUUUUCUUUCAGGCACACUGUACAGGCAUGCGUGGUUUUAUAGCUAUAUUUCUUUGUGAAAGCAAUUCUAGAUGGCAGAUCUGACUGUGAGCUGUUAUUCUUUGAGUGCUAUGGAUGCAUUUUUUUUUUUUUAAUUGUUCCCUUUAUCAUUGUUUCCAAUGAAAGGAAGAGAAAACUAACAGUAUAAAUGAGAUGUUGUCGUUCCCAGCGUUGUAUAGACAUGGCUCCUAAAGACUAUUAGAAGAUGUUGUAUUAAUUUCUAUGCCUUAAAGAGUUAAUUGAUUAGACAUAUCUGUCUUUGUUUGAUUAGACCUGACAACACUGUGAGGGCUUGUGUUUCAUAGUUUGUUUGAAUAAUAUUAGUGUUUCAUUUUUGCCAUUUUAUUUUGAGGAGCAAUGUCAGGAGAUGAAAUUAAACAAAAACUGAAUAUAA
Molecule: messenger RNA, 3785 nt
Organism: Carassius auratus (goldfish)
Lineage: Eukaryota; Metazoa; Chordata; Actinopteri; Cypriniformes; Cyprinidae
Gene: casc3
Product: casc3 exon junction complex subunit
Exons: 13
Coding region: 54-2336 (760 amino acids)
Biological process (GO): mRNA processing
Cellular component (GO): exon-exon junction complex
Molecular function (GO): mRNA binding
Source: RefSeq, a predicted model, not a curated record